This is a messenger RNA of Aphis gossypii (cotton aphid), 435 nucleotides long. RefSeq lists its product as uncharacterized. The transcript is spliced from 3 exons. The record is from RefSeq and is a predicted model, not a curated record. The coding region runs from base 91 to 369 and encodes 92 amino acids. NCBI's taxonomy places the organism in Eukaryota, Metazoa, Arthropoda, Insecta, Hemiptera, Aphididae.
ACUACUAUAUUUUAUUGUGAAUACAACUAUCUAAAAUUACCCAAGUUGUUGUAUCUGUAAAUUAAUAAUUAAAAUUUAAUCAUAAACAGUAUGUUGCUCAAGAAAAUAUUUAAAAAAAAUAUAGAUAGUGAAGCAAGACAUGAUUACAAUAGAUCUGGCCAUAUGCAUUCAACUAUUCUUACAGAUCUUUAUAAAAUCAUCUGGAAACUCAAUAUGUUGCUCAAAAAUAUAUUAAAAAUAAAUGCAGUCAGUAAAUCAAUACAUAAUUGCAAAGAAUGUAUUCAUAUGAAUUCAACUCUAACAAGUCUUUAUAAAACCAUCUGGAAACUCAACAAUCUAAUAAAUUACAAGUUCAAAUUUCACACAUGAACUAAACACAAGGAUAUUUAAAUAAUAUGUUGAAUAGCAGUUCAAAACAAAAUGGUUUGAUGUAAA